Vidua chalybeata is the source of this 2367-nucleotide messenger RNA. RefSeq names its product cyclic nucleotide gated channel subunit beta 3 (gene CNGB3). Gene Ontology annotation, molecular function: intracellularly cGMP-activated cation channel activity; intracellularly cAMP-activated cation channel activity; cGMP binding. The coding region runs from base 1 to 2367 and encodes 788 amino acids. The record is from RefSeq and is a predicted model, not a curated record. The transcript is spliced from 18 exons. Gene Ontology annotation, cellular component: intracellular cyclic nucleotide activated cation channel complex; photoreceptor outer segment; plasma membrane. Gene Ontology annotation, biological process: monoatomic cation transmembrane transport. Lineage: Eukaryota; Metazoa; Chordata; Aves; Passeriformes; Viduidae.
AUGUUUAGAAAACUAAAAUCAGUAUUUUCUAGACCAAAAUUAGCACCUGAGAUAGCAGAUUGCAAGAAUGAAAGUGCCCCUCCACCACCAAAGGCAUCAACAGGCCAGGAUGAAAAUAAAACAACAAAUGAACCACAGAAAGCAGAGGCCAAUAAUAAAGCAGAGCCUAUACCAAAGCAACAAGAUACAGAAUCAGCAAAAGCACCUGAGCCUUCAAAACCUGAAAACUCAACUGAACCAGCUAAGACAACUCAACAGGAAGAGCAUGAACUCAAAGAUGGGAAAGAAGAUGCUAACACACAGAAGCCAACACGUCCAGGUCCCCAGACAAAUGAGUACGCUGAUGCCCAGCUUCAAGAGCUUGUCAAAAAAUUGCGUGAAAGGGCAAAUGUCUAUAAGGAAAAGCUGAAUGACCCAGUGAUAUCUUCACCUGAAGCAAGUCCUCCAGCUUCACCAAAGAAGCCUCCACCCCCACCAAAAGAAGAAAAAAAAGAAGAAAAAAAAGAAGAAAAAAAAGAAGAAAAAAAAGAAGAAAAGAAAGAGGAGGCAGAAGCAAAGCCAGAGGAGGAUCAUUACUGUGAUAUGCUGUGCUGUAAAUUCAAAAAACCUCCACUGAAAAAAUACAUGGAGUAUAUGAAGCUACCAGAUACCAUUGACUCAUACACAGAUCGCCGUUACGUGGCAUGGCUCAUGCUUGUGACAAUUGCCUAUAACUGGAACUGCUGGUUCAUUCCCCUGCGCUACGUGUUCCCAUAUCAAACCCCCAGUAACACAAUGUACUGGUUUGCCAUUGAUGUCAUGAGUGACAUCUGCUACCUGUGUGACUUGAUCAUUUUCCAGCCCCGAGUGCGGUUUAUCAAAGGGGGAGAUAUAAUAUCAGACAGAGCAGAAACUGAGAAAUUCUACCGCAGCACUGUGAAGUUUCGGCUUGAUGUGCUAUCAGUGUUUCCAUUUGACAUUUUAUACUUCUUCUUUGGAUUUAAUCCAGCACUUCGAGCAAACAGGAUGCUAAAGCAUAACACGUUCUUUGAGUUUAAUGAUCGUUUGGAAGCGAUUAUGGAAAAAGCAUACAUCUACAGGGUCAUUCGAACAACUGGAUACUUGCUGUUUAUCUUGCACAUUAAUGCAUGCCUGUAUUAUUGGGCUUCAGACUAUGAAGGAAUUGGCAGCACUAGAUGGGUGUAUGAUGGCGAAGGAAACAUGUACCUGAGGUGCUACUACUGGGCAGUUCGUAGUUUAAUCACCAUCGGUGGCCUUGCAGAACCACAAACGCUGUUUGAGAUAAUUUUUCAACUUCUGAAUUAUUUCAUGGGUGUCUUUGUCUUCUCCAGCUUAAUUGGUCAGAUGAGAGAUGUAAUUGGAGCAGCAACAGCAGGGCAGAACUACUUUCGUUCCUGUGUGGACAACACUGUCUCCUAUAUGAACACCUAUUCUAUUCCAAAAUUGGUGCAAAACCGUGUUCGAACGUGGUAUGAAUACACAUGGGACUCUCAAGGAAUGCUGGAUGAAUCAGAAUUACUGGAGCAGAUGCCAACCAAAAUGCAUUUAGCUGUUGCAAUUGACGUGAACUUUGCCAUUGUCAACAAAGUGGACUUGUUCAAAGGCUGUGAUACCCAGAUGAUAUAUGACAUGCUGCUAAGGUUGAAAUCCAUUGUAUAUUUACCUGGUGACUUUGUCUGCAAAAAGGGAGAGAUUGGCAGAGAGAUGUACAUCAUCAAACAGGGUGAAGUUCAAGUCCUUGGAGGCCCUGAUGGUACCAAAGUCCUGGUUACACUAAGAGCAGGAGCUGUAUUUGGGGAGAUCAGCCUACUAGCUGCAGGUGGAGGAAAUCGAAGGACUGCCAAUGUCGUGGCUCAUGGUUUUGCCAACCUUUUCAUUCUGGACAAGAAAACACUCAAUGAAAUCUUGGUGAACUAUCCUGACUCAGAAAAACUUCUCAUGAAGAAAGCAAAGGUGCUGCUGAAGCAGAAGGGGAAACCUCCUCCGGGACCACCAGUGCAACAACCACGGGGCUUGGCCAGUCUCUUUGGGCAGAAACAGGAAACUCCAAAGUUGUUUAAAGCAGUGCUUGGAGGAAAAGGAAAAGAAGGCCUUGCUAAGCUGCUGCAGCUGAAGAAACAACAAGAAACUCAGGAAACUCAAGCUGAAACACAGACCAAGCCUAAAGAAGAAGAGAAGAAACCUGUGGCACCUGCAGCCCCCUCUGCACCCCCUGCUCAGAAGGAAAAGCCACAGGCAGAUGCUAAGCCUGCAGUUAUGCAGAGAGCAACCAGUAAGGAGUCUCUGAUCAUUAGUAUGACUCCAUCCCCCAGAGCAGGAGAAGGAGAGAUCCUUAAAGUUGAAAUUAAAGAGAAAGAAAAGAAAUAG